AUGCCAUCUACAUCCAAUCAAUGUGUUGGUGUUAUUUCAAGCAAUGAUGCAUAUUUUUCGGAAGUAUGCAAAGCAAGUGCAGUAGUUCCAGUUGGAUUGACCUUCAUGGCUUUUGCUGUGCAAGAUUUUGAUGAUGUUAAGGGGUUAUUAAAGGUUACAGAAGAUAUAUUAGUUGCUAUUUAAAUAUGUAUAUACUGUCACUGAAAUUACAUACUGUAUUAAUAAUAUGCUACAUCAUGGAGAUGAAAUCACAUUCAGAAUACACAUGCUACUGUACCAAUUAAGUCUCUUUAAAAGAUUAUUUAUGUUUUUGUUACUCUCUAGGAAGACAGUUUUGUCCUAGUGGAGCGUUCUCUACACAACUUUGGCAAUUCACUCUGCUGGGUGUACAGAUGUUCCUGUGACAUAAAUCGCUGCAAUUAUCUGCUGUCUCUAAAUGUUUAUUUACAAGGAACAGUAGAAGGUAGUAUAUUAAUUCAAACAUAUUAUAAAUAAAUGUCACUUUAUAAAUGUUUAAGUUAAACAUCUUAUUUAUUGAAAUAUAUUUUUUAUGUAUCACUUAACCUAAAAUUAUUUAAAAUUAAAACACUUUUUUAAUUAUAACUGUACUUUUGAUGUCUCAGAGUAACAUGUCAACAACAACAAAAGUAAAUAUUAACCCUUUAUUUUUGCCAAUGCGCUCCCUUGUGUUAAUUAAAUAUUAUUUUACUUUUUCUAAUGUCAGACAAUUUUACUUGUCAAGGUGCCCUUUUACCCCCUUAAACAAAAUAAAUACACUUUCAAAGUUGAAUUGAUUUGCCAAUAAGCUUAUAAUUAUUAAUGUGUGUUUGAAGUAUAUUCAACUAAAUAUUAUUUCCAGUCUGCUGACCUAAAUACUCAAAAGUAUUUUCAUUUUGUUUUAUUUUAGAGUUGAAUGGCAGGUCCAAGCCAUGUAACCACUGCAUUGUAGUGGAGAAGUUUAUUGCUUCAGUAGAGUCAGUAGAUGGCACAUUACCAGAGAGUGUUGUAGGUAUGAUGUUGUAACCCAAUGCAAUCUAGUGUAUAGUGUUAUUUUUUGUGUGUGUUUUAAUGUUAUGUACUCAGAUGAAUAUAAUGGUUUUGGUGUUACAGUACUCUGAGUGUGCAUCCAGCAUGCAUCCACACCGGGCACUCAGACAAGUUGAAAAGUUAGCCUGACCACGAUGGGAAUCGAGUUGCGGGUUUGAUUACCACUUUUGUCAGGCUAACUAGUACCUUACCUGCCCAGUGUGGAUAUACACCCGGAGUAUAACAUCAAAACCACUACUGUAGUGUAUUACAUGUAGUACCUUACCUGCCCAGUGUGGAUAUACACCCGGAGUAUAACAUCAAAACCACUACUGUAGUGUAUUUACUAUUUUACUCUGUCUACCACCAUGGAAUAUUUCAUGGGAUAUUUGACUCUCCUGGAGAAGUAAAUAUACGUAUGUACUCUGGUAUAACGCAGAAAAAAAACUGUAACCGCUCCACGCCAUGAUUCGUAAUAAUUUGUAAUCAUUUGCGCGUUUAAGAGCAUCCCCCCUUGUAAAUAUUCAGAAUGGAGAACGUUCAAGGGUCACACCAAAAUCAUAGCAACCUUUAAUGAAGUUUUAACUCAGUGUAGUUUAAAUUAUGUGACCCUACUUAAUUACACAUUAUAUUUUUAGGCAGUCAAGCUCGUUAUAAUGAUCAUGAAUAUUUUGUAAGUGUGACAUUUUCUGAAUUUACAAUUCUCUGCAGGCGUGCGUGUUUAGACAUUUAAAAUCUUACACAUAUAUAGCUUGGUGAAUUGUUUACAGUACAGUACAGUACAGUACAGUCUAGGUGUAAAAUGGUAAUGUAAAUUGGUAAAUGUUUUCCUGGUGUAAGCAAAUGUUAUGACGUAUAAUCACGUUCCACUUUUCACAGAAUACGGAUAACAUAUUUGAAUUGCCAUGCAGCAAGAAUAUUGUAUGUUCUUUUGUUCAUGGCGAAUAUUCGUUUGUUGGAUCGGAUCAGCAUGGACUCAAAUGUCUCACGUGCAAGUAUGACACCCACAAUUGUGUCCACGUUGGAUUUGUGCAGACAAAACUUGAUGAAGAUGAUGAAUCCUUUCCUUUUUUACCGCAAGUUUUUUCUGAUCGACCUGUUAGACGUUCCCCUUCUAUCCCUUUAUGCCUGUCAGAGCAGAAAAUUCAGUUUAAAGCUUAAGUCCGUCACCCUCGCUUGACGCGGGAUUUAAAAUCGAAUUUACAUACUGAUGAAAAUGGCAUCUUUCAAAUUAUGCUCGGUGGUGAUAAUAAUUUGAGCAGUCCUUGUCCAUCGUGUUCAUCUCCAUGGUCGAACGAAAGCGCAAAGGAUGUGAAGUUAUAUCUAUUUAAUGAAACAAUUAUUUGUAAUGGUGAGCAUGAGUACUGUACUGUUGUUAUACAAAUCCUAUAUUAUUGUCCCCAACCAUAAUCGACGUAAUUUCUAGUAACGCUAUAAUAUUUAUCUGCAACCAAGGACUUCAUAACAAGUCAUUACGAUUCUUUAAUUUUUCUCUCCAUUUAACUACAUUUACAUGCUUUUUAAGUCUUUUACAGAUUAUGUUCUAACCCCGCAUGUAACGAGCGUGAAAAUUUUGAUGGCAGUCAGUUUGGAGUUUUGAACAUGGGACGAUAUCUUCUUUCCCAUGAGGUUCUACGUGAUUACAUGCAUCAUUUCUUAUUUGGAAGGUAUCAAAUAUAUUUGCUACAUGAUUGUACAUGUAUAUAAACAGUGACGUUGUAAUGAUUUAUUCAUGAUUUCUGACUGGCUUGCAGCCAACGGUUAAAGCAUUAUAUGGCUAGCCAAAGAGAAAAUGUUGCCCGAUAUAGACGUCAUAGCACGCGAUAUUAAAAAAGUCCCACACGUUAUUACGUGUUAGUAUUGAUGCAAUGUGGAAAAACGGUCAAAAAAUGAAUAAGAUUAAAUAAAUUUCUUAACUGUCUACACGAUAAUAGUAUUAGUCACGGACAAUUGUUAUUCUAGCAAUUGCUGCUAACACCACAAUUCCUCUUAAUGCAUUUUAUGGUGAAAUUCCUGUACGUGUGUUUGUCCGACUACAUUACAUACGCCAGAGUAAGAGUAUAUGUAUACGACUAAUCAUAUGGGUAUGUCAAAGACACUAUCGUCCUUAUAACAGCAACUAAAUGCUUUAAAAUACUGUAUGUUUUGACGUACAGUAUAUUUGUUCGGGUGCGGUUGUUUUUUUUAUCUAUUUUAAAUAAAGAAUAAAACACGCAUUUAAUAUGAUUUUCUUUCUAUUAAUAUUAAAGAUUGUCAAAGGCACCUGAUUGUCUUAUCGGCCUCAACUUGCAGCUUGGGCCAGCGCUGCCGAGGUGGGAGGGCAGGGCAAAUUGCCCCGGGGCCCCACCUUAAUAGUGAGGGCCCCUUACAGUAGCUCCACUCGUAGUCUACCUAAGGUCCAGUUGGAUGACUGACUUGGGUCUAGCUUGAAUAAUGUGUCAUGGGGGCCCCAAAAAAGGUUUGCCCCAGGCCACACGAAUUCUCUGGGCGGCCCUGGCUUCGGCAGAUAAUUAUACAAACUUUGUAUCAUUCUCAUUCGAUAAUUGUUCAUGAACAUUUAUUUGCAACAUUCUAACAUAAAGCAAUCAUACACAUCAAUUACAACCUCGACAGUUGUCACCAUAUCUAGACUUCUCAUAACAUUUGCCUAUUAAUGUCAGUUAUUUCUUUUUAGUUGCACUUUGCAAACAUACCAUCAAGUAUGGAUUCGUCGACUGUCCGAUGUGGAUACCGCGGAAGAAAAGAUACCAUCGUAUAACCAGCUGCGUUAUGCCUGGUAUUCUUUUUUGGAUUUGCUGGAGAUCGACUAUACUGCAAGGAGUACGUGUUCGGAGUGUGGACCAGAGCCGGAGAUUGUUGUUUGCGAUGCUACGACCGUUGCCUUUAGAAAAACCAUGGUUUUAAGGUGUGACCCUCAGACUCCUGUUGAAAGUGCAAAUGUGACGACUGGAAGAUAA
Messenger RNA from Paramuricea clavata, 3983 nucleotides. The record is from the annotation of a GenBank genome assembly. Lineage: Eukaryota; Metazoa; Cnidaria; Anthozoa; Malacalcyonacea; Plexauridae.